AAUCCGGUUCAGAGAUCCUCCUACAGUUUUCAAGACCGUAUUCAUGUUUCAAUUCCGCUGCUCUGGGGCCUUCCGUUGGUUCUACUGGCCUGCCACAGUUGGCACCCGUUUUGGGUCUCCGCUGCAAGACAUCACCGGCAGCUCGCGAGCGGUCUGCGUUGGGCUGGUAUGUGAAGUCUCACGACUCUCUGGAGUUCCACGAGAACUGAACAGUUUCGCUGUCACGAUGCCUGACAUGCUUUGAUGGCAAAAGUGCUUUCCGCUAUUCAUUUGCACGCGGAAGUGGUUGCUGCCACUCAUUGUUGUGCUCUUAAAUGCUCGUCGCUGCCGCACUUGCCGUCUGCCUUGUGGUCACUUGUGGCUACCACACCCACGUUGCUGCCAUCCUGAAAUUCCUCAGGCUCUCGGUUUUUAGUAUGCAAAUGCACGUCAUCUCGAGUGCACAGUCCAUAUCAUUUCAUUUCCUCUUCGAGUGCAGUCACUCCUUCUUCGUGAAGUUCGCCUGCGAUCAUCCGCUUUGACGGCGUUCGUGGUACAACCACGUGCAUGGUAUCACUGCGCGCGGCUCUCAACCAGCCCGCAGACUUGCGCUGCUUUCUCAGUGGGUGCCGGCAGCAGGUCAUCGCGACUGCGAGGUUAUUUAUAAGAAGGAACAAUCAUCCUUCUUCGAUUCUAUUCUCUGGCCAUCCCUCCAUCCCAUUCCCUCUGUGUUGCCUCUCGCGUUGUCACCCCAGUCGUGGUUUCAUCUACAGCUUGCUUUUGUGCCCGUCCGAUGUCUUCAGUGGAAAGACGGCCCACGGCCAUCCGGUCUAGGCUGUCGCUGUCUCCAGUUGUGUAUGGCCAAAGCACUUUCUAACUUUUCCGUGCAAUUGAAAGAUAUCAAAAGCGAGUGGCAAAGUUCGUCGUUUGAAUCUUGUCUUGUACAAGAGUCUUCUUCAGCUGGGUGGGAACAACACCCCCUAGCCGUGUGCCUGGGGGGCCGCGUACUCGAGAGGGGGGAAUUUGCUCAUACACCGAAAGUGUGUGUGACCCGCGCCCGUUUACCUUUCCCCCCCCCUCCCCCCCCACCAAAAAAACUGGUAUAUGCAUUCGAUCUCUCUCAGAAUUCUUUUUCUGUUUCUCCUAUCCCCGACGGAGCGCAAAUCUCGAGACUGUGCCGCCAGCAGCCUCCAGCCGCUUUGUCCUAGACGCCGAAAAAACAGUGGCAAAAAAGUUACCCUGAGCGCCGUGCAAGCGACGACUGCAGCAGGGUAUGCCAUUUUGAGGCCACUAGCGCGUUUUGUGCCGUUAAUUUCGGGUCUUUGCCACGUCUUCCCGCCACGUGCUUUAAUUUCUUACUCGGAUAUCACGCUUAUUUCGGGGAAAGCUUCGGAAAGCGUAAAGUGCCGUUAUACCCCUCGUUGUCCACUCCGAUUCCGCAACUGUCGUCCGCAAGCGGGCUAGCUGUGCCACCAUUCCAUAGUUGCUCUUCACACCAUGGCACGCGUACUUUAAACCCCCUUGACCAGUGGCUCUUCCUCAACUUUUGUGUUCAUCUACCAUCCGCGGAACUGUUUGUUCACUCGCGCGAAACAGGGGUGCGCUCAGCGUCCCUCUCUUCGCGUGCUGCCCCCGUGUGUAGAAGAACGCUUGUUUUGGGAGACUGUGAGAGGUCCCGCCCCUCCACCCAGAACACGGGGAGAACUUGCGAAGUACGGCAGGCAGCGGGGGAAGAUCGGGUACGUGAAAUAGAGGCUUUUCGUGGCAAUCGCAACUAGGAAAACAGAAAGUGUGUGUGUAUUUAGCGGAGAAUCGACCCAAGGUUCAGUGUCAACCGCCUCCAAACCUCUUGCUCAGGUUCUCCGCGGCGUUCUCCCUAGCACGCUGUCAACCGAAUUGUUUUUCCUCACACAAGCGCUGUGUCCGGGUGUAUAAGCCGCAACAGUCAACGCUGUUUCUUCGUCGACAGGGCUGCGCGACUAGUCUCUAGGCCGCAGUCUGUCGAGGGCCCGCCCUAUGCCGACAGGUUUUUUCUCUGUCGUGAGCCUUCACCAAAAAGUCGUCCAUGUCUCGUCGCGUGUCAAAAAUCCGCGCCGCGAGCCGCGCCGCUCUCUGUCUCGUUUGAGGCCAGGAGACAAAAGUCACCGCCCACCCACGCCAGCGAAAAAACUCGCCGUCGCCUUCUUUCCCUUGCGCCUGUUCUUGGACACGGGAGUGCCUUUUUUGUCGACCGCUAUCUGUUCUGCAACAAGUGCCUUCCCAAGACUAGUCCAGAGGGCCUGUGCCAGGCCCUAUUCGUUUGCGUGUGUCUUCAUGCCAACUGAUUUUCUUUCCUACAAAGCUGUUUGAUCUACUUGAAGGUCGCUGGGCUGUCACAUCAAUAGUGAGCACACGCCGGGCCCGCGCGGUUUUCCCCGCCGCGUUUUUGUGUCUGUCCUUGUUCCGACUUCCCCGAGUUUUCGGUGGCCUGCGUUGCUGCUUUCCUCUCCCCGCCCCAGUUUCUUCCCGCGUUUGUCCCCUCUUCGGAGAGCGCUGAAACCGAAUUACAUACCGUAUCCUGUUAGUAGUCAGAAAGUGACGGAAACUGGAGGGAAAGCACCACUUUUUGCUGCCCCCGUCGAAGGGAAGGCAUGUCACAAAGCGUGGACGAGGGAAAGACUAUCAAAAACGAGAGUCCGCCCCUGGCUGAUCUACUUCAAGAGAGCUCCCUCUCCCGUUUUGGAAAAGGAAACGUAUUUCUGGACACAACGCGGUCCACGCGAGACGUUGCAGUGGACUGUUUUUUCUCCGUCGGGGUUUCGUCUUGCCUCCCCAGUCGCAUCAGCUUUUCUCGGUGUCCUGUUUGCAUCCUCGCUCCACCGUGCUGCCCACUUUUGCAGAACCUCUCCACUAGCCGACAGACACACGAUCAGAACCAUGGCUCGCGCAUGGAUCUAGGCGAAACCAUCUGUUUUUUGUCGUCGUCCAAAGGACGACGGGGAGGAAAGAUAUUUUUUGGAAAGUGUCAAUCAGGCGCUCUAAGGGUACGUGCCUCCUUCGUAGCUAUUUUGUGUCUCCUCUAGCAAAGUGACGAGUCCUUUCGCUUUGAGCGACAGCACCUCGAUUGUUUCUCAGUCGUCUCGGCCCCACGACGUUUUGGGCGCCUGACUGCACGUAGGGAACCUCCAUGGUUUCUCAGUCCAGCUGACCUCGGACUGUUCUGACGCCAAGGGAACGAGGCGGUGCUGCCGUUUCGCAAAGUUCUGGAAAGCCCGUGUCGCACGUGUGUUGAAACGGCCACCCUUUCUCAAGCGCUGGCCUCGCACGAGUGACCACUCCUGGUUUUUCUGUUUCCUGGCGGGCAGUUCGAAGGCGCGCUCGAAGUGCGGCAGCCCUGUUGUACGGACAUCGCGGGCGUCUGCCCAUCGAGGACCUUGCUGAACGGCGCAGAACGCGAAGGACCCCUGGCGCUUGCUUGUAUCCUAAACAGGCCGGAGAGGCAGCGGUUUUUGCUGACCUGCUCCUAGAGCUUCUGUCUGGAUUCGAAAGUCGUCUGGAUGUCACACAGUUGCCUCUGGUUUUGCGCGACGUGUGUGAGACUGACUGCAUCUUUACCAAAUGUCGCGUCAUCCGCGGCGAAUGAGUCGAUCGCCUUAGGGAAUUUCGAUUUCUUAUCAAAGCAACAGUCCCCUGUCUGGUGUUUGUCCGCAAAUCUCUGUGUGUAGCAAGUCGCUUGCGCGCUCUGCAUUCCACACCAGGCGCAGUCGCGUUCGAUCUGCGGCGCUUCACGUGUUUGUGUUAUCUGUAAAGGCUUACCAAGGGUGAACGCGACCUCUCGCAUCCUCUGGAGAUUCUUUACUACUUCAGUCUACAUAGUGGUCUGGUCAGCUGUUAAGGCAGCGGAACCUUGGCGGGUUGAGUAUCCUGCGUUCCUUCGGCGCCGGCGGUAUCCUGAGAAGCAGCGGCGGUCCCCGACACUGUACAAGAUAUCAGCGUCUCUGGUGAUCUCGCGACUAAGGCGCUCUCCAUCUGCUGGACGGUCUGCAUGCGUGCUCCGUUCUCGCUGAAGGCUUACCGGCGGUAUUCACUCCUUUCACCUAAUCCGUAAACCGAUAGUCAUUCCCAACUCGUUUUUCGCGUAUCUGCAGACGCUGCGUCCGGGUACAUUUAUUUCGCGUGCAGGCGGGCGUCUUCACACCCCGAAGCGACAAAGCGUCCCAGAUGCCUCUCUAUCGAGUGCGAACUGGGACAAGUCGCGUGCAGGUUCGCGGUUUCUUGUUGGACGAUUGAUACUCCAUCAACCGUCUUAUGUGUUUCCUUGCGACAGAAAAAUGAUCAAUCUGCAUCAGCUCUUCCGUGUUUUUUCUCGGGUCUCGUCUUCAGCUUCCGACCCUUCCGCGUCGAAUCCGUCCCCUGCGUCGCUGGUUUCUGUGCCGGCUCUCCAGACUCUCUCUUUCCCUGCGCUCCAGCAGCAGGACCUUCUCGCAUCUCUCGCAGCUGCAUCCUUGCCAGGGCCGGACUCGGUCACGAUGUCCAGCAGUCCGACGUCCGUUCUGAAUUCUUCCUUCUGCAGUCUUCCGUCGUCCAGGAAACCUGCCGCUCUCCCGUUCCCCGCGACCUCGCCCAAAACUCCCCAUCUUUCCGACUCCUUCCCGGCCUCCGCGAUCUCGGGUCCGUCGUCGCCAGGCCUGCAGGAGCUGCUCGCAUCCCCGGAACUCGCCGCCGCCGCUCUCGCCUCGCUUCAGAAGCAGCAGCUACGUCUCGCGCUCGGCACAGAGAGGGGCGGCUGCGGGGCGAGAGGCGACGAACACUUACACAGUAUUUUGCUUCAGCACAAAGCCACGAGUGAGAACGCGAUGCGGUGGUCGUGGCACGCCGGUCGGGACGGAGCUCAAGAGCUAGACACCGUCCCAGAGACCUUUGAUCUGCCUCUUUCGCUGUCGUCGUUCCUCGGCGUGGCUCCGCAACAGCCCUCUUCUCUGCCACGUUCGUCACUCCUUCCGCCUACGGACUUCUCCCUUACAGACGGAACCCUUCGGGUGUCGAGCUCAAUGCUGCCUGCGCUCGCGACGGGCAGCGAGUCGGGUUCAUCCCGCGGCCUGAACAGCGCCCAGGCGUCUCCCUCUUUCAGUUCUCUUCGGGGGCCUCCCGUCUCCGUUCCGGAAGAGGAAGUGUCUGGGUCUCUUGAGGGGUCACCAGGCCCGUUUUCCUCUGGGCAUCCACCAGCCGCCCCCUCGCACCCGUGCAGCACCGUCUCGGGUGCAGACACCCAGGAGGCGGAGCCGCCGUUGCUGACUUUGGUCGCCGUAAAUACGCCGGACGCUCAAGACCCCGCGGUGGAUGGGGCGUCGCUCUGUGCCUCGAAGGAGGGCAUGCGCACGAGUUCCGCCGAUCUCGGAGACAGUCUGCUGGCUCCGCCGGGGCACGGCAGCGCCGCGCCAUUGCCGGGGCGACAUCUGGGCUCUGACGCCACGCGCACCACGACCACGACAGGGAGUGGAGCUCCAGAGAGUCCCUCGCUUCCUCUGGCUCGCGGCGACUGCGAAGGCGCAGAGCGUGGACUCGCACUUCUCGAGGCUCCCGUCAAUGGAUUCAACCUCGCUGCUUCCCAAUCGGUCCUGGGAGGCUUUGCCGCCGACACGCGUGGCGAGGCAGGUGAGAAAGGAAUCGCGCCGCAAAGCCGCAAAGCAAGAAAGCCAGGAACUGCAGUGGAGACAGCUGGCGCCCCAGAGGCGGUGCGGCGAGGCCGAGCCGCAUGCAAUGGAGAAGCAGAGACAACCGGGUUGGAAACUGCACCACAGCAGGUCAGCACAUCCGAAGAGACGGCGAAGAGUGGGAGGGAGCUCGCAUGCGCGAGGGCGGGCAUGGAUGAGGAAGAGGACGCAGCGUUUCCGUCUCAUGUCGUGUCAGAGUUUCGUGGCCCUCCAGAAAUUUCAAAUGUGUUCAACGAUUUAGACUGCUCGUCAGCAGUCGAGAGGCCUCAGGGCUGCCUGCAGCAUGCCGCAGUUCAGCCCUUUUUACCCGCCGUGGCCCCGGAGGUUCGUCCCAGCGCUACAACUGCUGGACGGACUCCCAUGGGGUUGUGGAGCGAGGCCGGAAGAGUGAGCAGCCUGGAGACAGAUACAGCGGAAAUAGGCAGACGCCUCGACGGUGAAUCGUCUGGCUCCCCUGAUCGGUGGGGAGAUGCGCGACUUUCCUCACCAGACUCCGUUCCUUCUUCAGCAGACGUGCCCGUACCGAGCCGUCCACAGUGUCAAGAGCAGGUACCUCAGGUCGACCCAGACUCUUCGCAUCCCUUAUUCGCCUCAUGCUCAGCUGGGUCUUCCUCAACUGCAGGCUCUGCCAGCGCGCUUGCCGGACUCGCUUCUCCUUUUCCCCCUCCAAAGUCCCCGAAAACGGGGGCAAAUGACCCUCGGAUGACCCCGUCUGAAGGCGAAAUGAGGGCCGUCUCCGGGGCUCCUCCUUCUCUGCAUAUGUCCCCCCCUAUUCCUCCUCUUGCCUUGCAGGACAGCUUCGGCGAGUGUACUGCGUCUUCGCUCGCGGGCGUCGACGCCCCAGAGGCCACCGCAGGCGGCUUGGCCGAAGGUGUGGCCACAGGUGGUGGGUCUGACAGUGUCGGCGAAGGGCGUCUGCCUGGAGCCGCCUCUCUGGAGGUACCUUCCUCGCCGUCUGCUCUCUUAUCUGGAGCCCCAGCGAGUCUCCUCCUUCUGCUGCGAAACGGACAAUCGGGGGCAGCCGCUCUCGUCGCCGCCAUGCAGCAGCACCAAGCUCUGUCAGGUGACGCUGAGGAAGCGCUCGAGGCGGUUUUGGCCGGUGGCUCGAACGUGGGCGAUAUGGCGAACUCGAGCCGAGGGUUGGAGACAGUUGGGGACGGAACUCGAGGAUCAGCGCAUACGACGCAUGCAGCCCACAGCAGCGGGAGAAACGCUGUUGGUGCAUGCCCAGCACCAGACAGGGAAGGCGAGACUGUGGCGGUGCCGACCUCCGUGUUAACAAACAACCCCGCUUCGACUUCAAAGACGAUGCCGUCUGUGUAUUCUACGCCGGCGUCUGCAGGCUUGUCCCUCACGUCUUCCUCAACUCCGCCGGUGCUUCCAACUCCAAACCCUGGGGCCGGGAUGCCGCCGCUCGCGUCCGCGCACGCUGCUUCACCAGCGGUGCCGGGAGAUGCGAAUCUGCAGUCGCUCUUUUUUUGGGCUCCACAGGCGUGUCCUUUGCAGCCGGGCGCCUUGGCUGUUGAUGCCUCAGCUUCUUCCUGCGGGGGCGUGGGGAGUUGCAACGGAGGCCCAGCGCCGCCGGGGCCCUCGCCCGUCGCGGAGCUGCUGGACGCUUCGGGCUCUGGGCCUUUCGGCGCAGCGGGUAGUGGCGCCCAACUUGCGGCAGGCCCCUUCGGCGCAGCGACGCCGGCGUCAGCCACGUUCCAGCAGCAGCUUCUGCUGCUCUCUGCGGCGUUUGACCAGAUAGGCUCGUCGUCGUUUCCUGUUGUUGGCGGAGAGAACUUUAUUGGGUACUCCGCCCUGAGCGCUGCCCGGCCCGACGCCUCGGACCUUUCUGCAUCGGGUGGCCCGCCGGCGUCCCUGCCAGUUCUCCUGGCUGCAGCGAAUGCAGGUGUGGGGCCCGGCGCAGCAGGGGUCGGAGACCAGCCAGAUUUUCUAGCGCUUCUGGGUGGAGGAAGCGCUUCGCGUGAAGGCGCUAGGGACCCGGUUGGAGGCGAGUUGGGCGGAGCAGGGAACUCAGCCACUUCCAUGAAAGGAGUGAAGAGACAAUUUGUGCAGAACGGGCAUGGCACUGCGAGCCAAACACACCCCGAAGAAAACACUCAAGGCCCAGGCAGGAGUGCAGCUGUCGUUGGGAGAGCAACGAAGAAACAGCGCCGAGGCCCGCCUCAUAGUGGUGCUGCGGUGUCGAGUGGGGCCCCGUCAGGCGUGCUAGCUGUUCCAGGAUGUCUCGGACCCCCAUCAGUAGCCAAAGGGCCUGGCAGCGAUGAGUUCAACUUGCAACAGCUGCAACAGAGUAGGGAUUCACGUCACAGUGCUGACAAUGCCUCAGGAAUUCCAAACUGGCCUCCCGUGUUCUCAAACGGUAAUCAUACUUUGGGUGUGGGUACGCGGUCGCCGUCUCCGAGUGUGUGCAGUAUUUCUCAUGACGCAGGUUUCUUUGGUGCGUCUGGCAGCAAUCAUGCCGGGUCUCUCUCCACUCCGGUGUGUCUUCCGCAACUCCCGGGGGCGGCCUCGGCGUCGGAGGGACCUUGUGAAGCCCAGCAGACGCCUCCGGGAAGCAUCCCGGAAGCUACAACCCUAGGUGGACUUUCAGCGGCCAGUGGAAACCCGAACUCGACGUUUUCAGUGUCCGCUGGAGGUGGCGUGGCCCCGGCGAUUCUGAACCUGUCUUCAGCUUCGCGGACUUCGAGCCAGACGUCUCCCUGCUGUCCGACAGCCCCGGGCUCUCUGCUCUCGGGUGGCUCGGGACCAGCGCUGUUCUUCGCCGGGCCUCCGUCACCUCUCCAGAAAGCGCCCGUCUACGCAGGUGGAAGUGGAAGCGUGUGUGCGAGCAGCGGCGACGCCAUCGCUGCUGCGGCACUCCUCCACCUCCGAACCCUUCAGCAGCUGCAAGAGCUGCAACGCCACUUCCAGCGCCCCGGGAGCCUGCCGCCGGCCGUGACACCCGCAUGUCUUCCCUCGGGUGUCGCUGGGUGUUCUCCAGCAGGUCUAGGCGCUUCCACACCUGGGACUCACAGCGUCGUCUGUAACAGCAGUGCGUCUCCAGUGCCAGGUGCUUCUCGGGUGCCGAGGAGGCCCGACGGACGAGGCACAGGAGGUGCAGGAGGCGAUCCGGGGCCGUCGAAAAGAGGCAGUGUAAGUGUUUCACCGAGUGCGCAACAGUUCGUACUUCUCCAGUUGAAACAACAGCAACCCGGAAGCCACGGUAAUGCCCUUUCGCUUGGCACGCAGGGGAACAGCAGCAACCCCGCGCCGGCAGGAGGCGCCGGUGCCCCGCAACAACACCAUCCCGGUGUUUGUUACUCGCCUCCCAAGGACGUCUGGCGUGCGAGGAUCACCGUCGACGGCCGGCAACACGAGCAGCAAUUCUCAGUCAAGCGUCACGGGUUCGAAGAGGCUCGCCUCCUCGCGGUCCAAUGGCGGGCCCACAUGGAGAAUCUCCGGCUCGGAGGUGCAGCGAAAGGCAAAGGGAAUGCGAGCGCCUCCAGCGCUUCAGCCGCCACAGCGACCUCUCAGGGGUCUUCCCAGUCCUCGCACCAGCCGCCCUUAGGUAGCUUGAUGGUCAGUGGCAACUCUGGUAUGUCGGGCCCCGGAGCGGGACCCUUAGCUAACCGCGGACUCUGAAACAUCGUGGAGCGUGGGUGGAUGGUGUGGUGCACCAUGUACAACAGGGGGCGGCUUCGAUCAGGUGAAUGAGGAUUUGUAAAAAUGCGAGAGGAGAGAAGUGUAGGGAGAAGAUACUUACGGUUGAUAGAAAUAUAUUGCAGCGGAAUCUAGUGGAAAGUAACAUUAGAUCCGUGUCAGUUCGGCAUGGCUCUGUUCGGUGACACGUGCCUGGUAUAGUAACAGGGAACAUUUUGAAGAGUGUACGCGCUUCGAAAAGCGAGAAAUGCCUGCGCAUCUUUCGGCACCAUUUGUCGCUGAGCCAGAAAUGCCGUCGGUGUUGGAGUUAGAGUGGCUCGAUUUUCUUCAGCCGUUCCCGCUUUGUCACGUGCGGGGCCGUUGCAUCGCCCUGCUUCACACAGGUGUCUGUCUUCGUUUUGAUCUAUCUCCAGUGUGGAAAGGAAACGCCUAGUGUCCUGGGCCGCGUUGGAGGCUGAGACGUGCACGGAAGCAUUUCUUACUCUCCGAGUUUGCUCGCUCUCGGAGAACAAACAGUUUUUUCAAUUUCGUGUAUAGUUCUAGGUAAAUUUCAUCAAGGUUGUGCUUAACCUGAGCUCAGCGGUUGGUAGGUGUAUAUACACCCCAGCGAACGGUGAUGUGUGGCCAGAUGGCUGGGGACUGUCGUCCUUGCCGACACGUGUUCGUUCCAUCAAGUCCCUGCACGUCAACAUUUUUUUUCACCCCUGCGCCUAUUUCUUUUGUUGUGGUGAACGCAUGCUCGUCCGUUGUCUCAGCGUGCAUUCAUUUCUAUGAUGUGCUCCAGAGUGUUGUUCGUUUGCUUUGGAGAGUGCGAUUUAUUGGUUGCUGCUUGAUGCCGCUGACGGCGCGUAGAUAUUUUGUAGAGCAAAUGAGUGGAGAUUCUCAUCUCGUGUUUCUUGUAAGCUUGUCUCCAGUUUCCCUUCUUUUCCUCCAUACCUCUUCGUUUGACGACUCUGCCAAACUUUUCGUCCGUGUCCUCACAAUUGUGAUUUGCUUCAGACGCUUUCCACGCACGCUCAUAUCAGCUGGGCACACAGGUUGCGGUGCCAGAGGGCAGUCCAGAGAAAAGGGUCAAACAGCUGCAACCCAUGAUUUGAGGCCACGCAGUAUUCCACGGUAGAUUGCAUCGAACGUGGACGGCUAUGCCCUUCUAGGGAAGCUGUGUAGCGCUUCUUUCGGAAAUGUAUAUGCGAUGCAUCUGCCCACACACUAUUGACAAUUGCACCAAGGGAGGCAGCCGCGCAACGUCCCAUCUUCGUACUGCCUCAGUCCUCAAUUUUGAGCUUUCAGGCACGCGGAUAUACGUCACGAAGGAACGCCGCGUUUCCGAAGACCAUGUGCCGUAACUACCCGCAUUUUCAUACAUGAGUAGCACUUUCCCCUUACUUAGCAGGAAAACCGAGUGUGUCCCUUAGCGGUGAGCUGAACGGAAAGACAUACAGCCUCCAGAUACAGUUUGCAGCAUCCCACCAUCUCUUCUAUGGAAGAAAGGAAAUGUACUCUUAGUCCGCGAUUCGUCUGCGAAGGAUCGUGCCUCGUCGCUUGGCCGUUUUUGAUGGGCCUCUCUUAGAUGCAGCGCGUUCAGAGAUUCCGCGCGCCGCGGUCGGGAUUUCAGGUGUUCCACUGUUUUCGAUUGAACUGACCGUACAUAUGCUGGUUCUCGCCUCUUUCUGAAAGCCAGACUGCCUCUUCAGGGAGCCUCUGCGUCGUCGACACCCCCUCCCGUGAACUGAAGGAGUGCGAUGGUGUUGCCGCCUGGAUUCCCCCUGGCGCCCCGCCGGGGGUUUCAUAGCCCCACCAACUCCCUGAAUUGGGAAGGUGUGGCGUUCAGCAGUACAGGAUUCGAGCAAAGCAGAAUCUUGGCGCAUGCGAGCUAUUGACGCUUGUUCUUGGAUCAUGUGCUGCAAAAAUGUGGUUUUUGGAGACUGGACAGACGCUGCAACCUCCGUGUGCAAUGCAAACCCUACGGCGCUGCCGUAUUCUUCGGCUGUUUCUUCACGUGUGCAUGCACCUUCCACUUUUGGACGGAUACCGCACAUGCUGAGAAAGGUCUUCUGGGACGUCGGCAAAGAGAUUGAUAAUAUCUCGCGCGAACGCAGCAAAGGCGCCUGAUGCGUAAAGCAUAAUGAUUC
Molecule: messenger RNA, 11452 nt
Organism: Toxoplasma gondii ME49
Lineage: Eukaryota; Apicomplexa; Conoidasida; Eucoccidiorida; Sarcocystidae
Gene: AP2III2
Product: AP2 domain transcription factor AP2III-2
Exons: 2
Coding region: 4290-9302 (1670 amino acids)
Biological process (GO): regulation of DNA-templated transcription
Molecular function (GO): DNA-binding transcription factor activity
Source: RefSeq, a predicted model, not a curated record